ACUGCACAGUGAUUGUCAGUUUAAACAUUAACUUGUGUGACAAGAGUCUAGCUGACUGUUGGUGGCUAGACACUGAUAAAAGCUGUGCUGUCCCACGCUGCACUCUGAGAACAUCCAGAUACCAAUAUGAGCAACUUCGGGCAGAUCCUGAAGGAGAUCGGGGAGUUUGGUUUGUUUCAGAAACGUUUAGUGGCUGCAUUAUGCAUCCCCACUAUGUUUAUAGCUUUUGAUGUGAUUGGUCAGGUGUUUACGGGCAUGAACUUCCCACAUCACUGUAACACUGACUGGAUCUUGGAGCGUGGGCCAAACCUGACAGAUGAGAAACAAAAAAAUCUCACCCUCCCGGUGAACCAGGCUGGGAAGUAUGAAAGCUGUGAAAUGUUCACAAUUGUGGAUUGGGGUUUGGAAACAAUUGAAGCGCAUAGGAUUAACACUACAACUGGAUGCAUAUAUGGAUCAGAUUUUGAGGCACCCAAAGGUGCCUCCAGCAUUGUUACAGAGUUCAACCUGGUGUGUGACAGGAGCAGUUUGAUUCAGGCUUCACAGUCCAUCUACAUGUUCGGUCUUCUGAUUGGAGCGCUGGUGUUGGGGCAGAUGGCUGACAGGUUCGGUCGACGCUUUGUGGUCCUACUGUCACUCCUUCUCCUGCUGUUGUUUGGUGUCGGCGCUGGUUUCUCACCCAACGUCUAUGUUUAUGUGCUUCUGAAAUUUUUAAGUGGCUUCUCCGUUUCAGGCAUUCUUGUUAAUGCAUUUGUGAUAGGUGGAGAGUGGAGUGAUUCCUCCAAGUUUGCUUUCUGCGCCAUUAUCUGCCACACUUCCUUCCCUCUUGGACUGAUACUGUUGUCUGGCAUUGCCUAUUUGAUCCACAACUGGAGGAUCCUGCAGAUUGUGCUCUUCAGCCCUCUUGUCGUUGUCCUGGGAAUCUUUUACUGGAUUCUUCCAGAGUCAGCUCGCUGGCUCAUCACCCAGGGCAGGAAGGAGGAGGCCAUAAAAGAGAUCCGGAGGGCAGCCAAGGUGAACGGGAGGACGGUCCCGGAAGAUCUGCUAAAUAAUCUGGAUGCUGAGGGUAGAUCCAAAAGAGGAAGCAUGUUGGACAUCUUCAGGAUAUCGUAUCUGAGAAAACGUGCAUUGAUAAUGAGCUACGUGUGGUUUGGAACAAGUCUGGUGUACUAUGGACUGAGCCUGAAUGUUGGCAAUUUUGGCCUGGAUAUCUACCUCACACAGUUUGUCUUUGGCGCAGUAGAAUUUCCUGCACGUCUGGGAAGUUUGCCUCUUAUCCAGCAAUUUGGGAGGAAAAUAUGUCUAGCAGGGGUCCUGUUGUUUGGAGGCGCUGCUUGUCUUGGGACACUUGUUAUUCCAAAAGACCUUCCUGUGGUGGUAACAGUCAUAGCCGUACUGGGAAAAUUUGCCGCCACUGCCAGUUUCUCCAUAGUCUAUGUUUAUACUGCAGAACUAUACCCUACCACUCUAAGGCAGAAUGGUGUAGGUCUAAACUCCGUGUGUGCUCGUGUGGCGGGCAUCCUCGCUCCGCUGAUCAGACUCCUUGACGUCUACCAUUACACCAUCCCCAUGCUGAUAUACGGCAUCGUACCUAUUGCUGCUGGAGGUCUCUGUUUGCUACUGCCUGAAACCCUCAAUGUUGAACUCGAGGACCACGCUGAACUCAUGAAAUCUGAGAAUGGGACUGAGAUACGAUGCUUCACUAAAGAGGAAAUAUCAGGGAAGAGUACAAAGUUGUAAUUUGUAUGGACGUAAAUGUUUUCACAAUUUUUUUACAUCAGAAAAAUAGUUUCCUCAACCGAUAACUGGGAACAAGGAUUUAUCAGGAGGAAGUUACCUAAAUACAAAGCAUCAAUGGAACCACGUUGAACUGGUAAAUUAUUAAACAUGAUUUUAUUGUUUUAUUGUUUAUUGUUGUUACAAUCUGUUUAUAUAUAUAUAUAUAGUAUAUAGGGUCCUUGAUCAGAACAGAGUUCGGCACCUGACAGUCAACCAAGUCCGAAAGGGCAUGCCUGACUUCACAUUUAUUGCUGUUUGUCUGAAACUGUAUGUGUGCAGAUGUUUGUUUUCUGCAUGUACAGUAUAUACUGAUGAACAUUUUAAUUCUUUUUUUAAAGCUUUUUUUUUAAUUAACCGUAUUGUGUUAAAAGUGCUACAUAAAUAAAGUUGAAUUGACCCGA
Molecule: messenger RNA, 2180 nt
Organism: Sebastes umbrosus (honeycomb rockfish)
Lineage: Eukaryota; Metazoa; Chordata; Actinopteri; Perciformes; Sebastidae
Product: solute carrier family 22 member 13-like
Exons: 10
Coding region: 127-1740 (537 amino acids)
Biological process (GO): transmembrane transport
Cellular component (GO): membrane
Molecular function (GO): transmembrane transporter activity
Source: RefSeq, a predicted model, not a curated record